AUGUCCGCAAGGCCCACUCAGAUAAAUGCAGGCCCACAAAGCGCAGCGCAGGCUGCAGCGCCCGUGAUCUCCGCCGGCGGCGGCGCAGCAACAGCAGCCCAGGGCCCCACAGGCUCUGGUGCACAGGCCACCAAAGGCCCAGCAACAAGCGGCUCAGCGUCCACGGCAGGGGCAGGCAACAGGAAGCAGAACCAUGGCGCGGGCGGUAAGGCGCGGAAGGGCGGGGCGGGAGGAGAUGCUGGCGGGAGCGUUGCUCAGCCGAAGCCGUCCGUGGGAGGGGCGCAGCAAUUUGAGCAUGCGAACAUGCAGUACCAUCAUCGCACAGAGCCCUGUCACGGCGCUUUCGAGAUCAUUCUCAGGGGAGCCGCGCUCAUCGAUACGCCGUUCCGCACCACGUCGGCGCCCCCCGCGGAACAAGCGCAGUUCAACUACCAGCAGAUAGCGUGGCGCAAUCAGACGCAGAUGCAGAUGAACAACAACGCGGCUGCUGCCGCCGCUGCCGCCGCCGCCGCUGGCGGCGGUGGCCCUCAGCAGCAGCAGGGGAUGCAGGGAGGUCCUAUUCCCGGAGGCCCCGGCCCGGGGGGCGGACAGAUGGGCCCCGUCCCCGGUCCCGGUGCAGGGCCGGGGAUGGCGGCCAAGGGGGCGGGAGGGGCAGGAGCACCCCAUCCGGGACAGGGGCAACAGCAGCAGCAGCAGCCACCGGGCGCCCAACAGCAGCCUCGGGGGAUGAUGGCUGGCGGCAGGCCGCAGAUGGGGCAGCCCGGCCCUCAGUACCAGAACAAGCAACAACAGAACCAGCAGCAGCAGCACCCGCACGGCCAUAACAUGCAGCAACGAGGGAUGAUGCCGCAGCAGGCGGGCGGCAGAAUGGGACCUCGAGGAACCAUGCAGCAGGGGCAAAUGCACAUGCAGCAGUUUGCCCCCGGAGGUCACCAGUUCGCGCAACCAGGCAUGAUGUAUCAGCAGCAGAUGGGGAUGUACCCGCAAGGGUUCAUCCCGCAGCAGGGGAUGGGAAUGCCGCAGGGAAUGCCGGGCCAAGUCCCAGGCCUCGCGGGGGGACCCCCCCCUCCGAGCCCCGGGGGUCCCCGAGGCUCGGCGGCCGGCGGCGGCGGCGGCGGCGCCACCCCGGCGGCUCCCGCGGCCCCCGGCAGCGCGGGCGGCCCGAGCGGUACGGUGGGGGUACCCCCGUCCCCCCUUGGGGGGCCCGCGGCGCCCCCGAAGAGGAGAGCCGCUCUCGAGAUCGUCGACCCGUCUACGGGAAAGCCCAUCGACUUCUCGGAGGGCGGCGGGAGGGGCGGGGGCGGGUUGGGCCCGCCGGCGGCGGGGGCGGCGGCCGACCGUGCGCCUGCCGCCGGUGCUGCGGUAGAGGUGUCGUUCGGCAGCUACAGCGACCCCGCUGCCGCGGCUGCCAAGACGGACGCCGACGCUAACGCGGCGGCGGCGAAGGAGGCUGCCGCUAAGAAGGAAGCAGAAGCAGCAGCGGCGGCGACAGCGGCAGCGGCAGCCGCGAAGACGAAGGCCGCUGAAGAGGCUAAGAAGAAGAAGGAGGCCGAGGAGGCCGCCGCCGCCGCCGCGAAAGCCAAGGCCAAGGCCGCCGCAGAGGAGGCACAGAAGCAAGCCGACUUGAAAAAGAAGGCGGCGGAGGAGGAGGCCCGCGCGAAGGAGGCAGAGGCCAAGAAGGCGGCGGCGGCGGCGGCGGCCGCUGACGCCAAGGCGGCCGCAGCGAAGAAGGCUAGCGAAGAUGCAAAGGCAGCCAAGGCUAAGGCCGACGCGGAGGAAAAGGCGGCCUCUGCCGCAAAAGAGGCAGACAAGAGGAAGGCAGCUCUUAAUACCACCACAAAGGCGGCUACAAACGGAGGUCUUGCGAAGGGUGGCAGCACCUCUCGCGCCGCUCCCGUUUCCCCGAAGCGGUCGCCCGCAACGGCCCCGGCGGCAACGGCCGCCGAUGCAGGCAGCAGCAGCAGGGCCAAGUCUCCGGAGGCGAGCCCCCCCGCCGCCGCCCCAGCGCCGGCGAAGAAGAUGAUGUUUCCGGCUCAGGCCGCGGCGCAGGCGGCUAGAAAUGCGGCCGUGGCCAGCGGCGACCGGCCGCCCCCGACGACGGACAGCUGGCACGAUGAGCCUGUGGCGGGCGGCGGUAGGGGGGGCGGCGGCGGUGGGUACCAAGGCGGCGGCGGGAGCAACUGGAAGCGCGGCGUCGCUGCGCCGAGAGAGCAGCAGGAAGACCGCCAGGGAGGCGGAGGGGGAGGGCGCGGCGGCGGCGGCGGAAGAGGCGGCGGGGGUGGCGGGGGAAGGGGCGGCGGUGGCGGCGGCGGCGGCGGCGGGCAGUUCGUGCCCCUUUACUCCGGGCCGGUGGAGCCGCUCAAGAAGUCGGCGAACGGGUGGGCGCCGACGAAGGACGACUCUCAGGAGGCGAAGUUCGACAAGCUGGCGGACCAGCUGCUGGACCUUCCGAUGGACUCGCUCAAGAUGCUGCGCACCCUGGUGCAGGCGGUGUUCGACAAGGCGCUCGACGAGCCGACGUUCGUGGACAUGUACGCCGACCUGUGCGUCCGGCUGAACGAGAGGAGCACGUCUUGGGCCUUCGUCAAGUCGAUCUACAACGAGGACGCGAACCAGUGGGUCUGGACGGCCGAAGUGGGCGUGGAGAUGGAAGUGCUCGGACCUUUCGGCAGCGUCGUGGAGGCGAUGGCCAAGGCUCAAGAGGACGGCGCGGAGCUGAAGCCCAUCCCCCUCCCUUACGAUAUGGAACUGGUAGAGAUGCGUAUUAAGGACAAGAAGUUCAUCAAGCUCAUGCAGGGCAAGGAACCAAGCCAGGUGAUUUGUUUGUGUUGGUAGUGUCGGCGUGGGUGGGGGAGGUGGGGGGGGGUGGGGGGGUGUACUCAUAGUCGUGCAUGCCGUAGUCGUUAGACCAUUGACCUCGCAUCCCUACAAAGCCGGGACGGAGCACGCCGGGUUCUCACCGGACCAGGCUCUCACAUCACCAAGCGCGAAGCGCCGUGAGGUAUUCGGCGAGUCGCAUGAAGGGUGAGCUGCAUCCUGCUAAGGGUGUUCGGCAUCUUGUGCUUACUUCCUUGCAUACGAAUGACAGCUGCGUAUGACUUAAUUUAUUUUCUGGUGGUUUC
Molecule: messenger RNA, 3122 nt
Organism: Ectocarpus siliculosus
Lineage: Eukaryota; Phaeophyceae; Ectocarpales; Ectocarpaceae
Source: the annotation of a GenBank genome assembly